GUCUGAGGAUUCCGUAUGAGGUGGCAUUUCCAACAUGGCUGAAUUCUGAUCUACAGGUGUAUACGUAAUUUGGAAAGAAAGACUCUACUUCCAAAGUGGAUUAACCAAUACUGCCAGCUCCAUUUUCCUUGGUCCAUUAACAGACAAACACGGCUGCCCAUCAGGAUUUCUCAACUGUAUUCACCAAGCAAUUGGACAAUCAGAGGAAAACGCUGUAAAGAAAACUGCAGAAUACUGAUUUUCCGCUCACAUAUGAUGUGAAGUAAGAGUCAAGUGUGGGCUGCUCUACCAGAUUGUAUGUAGUGAAGGAUCAUCGUGUGAAUUUAAGGUUGAAACCAUGUUUGCCAAAUUGAAGAAGAAGAUUGAGGAGGAGGAAGGGGUGCCGGAAGGAGACCUCAAGCGUAGCACCAGUCAAGCUGGUAGAACCACUGGGAGGAGAGAGAGUCUGAGGAGGGCAGGUGAAUCAACUUCAAGCCUCAACUCAUGGGGGAGUACGUCAAGCCUGACUGGGGCAUCCCCUGCUUCUGCUACUCCCAAACAGAAUGAUGUCAGCGCCAAAAAGGAGAAACUCCAAGCAGAAAUCACCAAGAAAGAUGAGACGAUACGAAAGCUGGAAUCGAAGCUGGACGAAUACUCGUUACUCUUGAAAGAAGCUGUCCGAGAUAAAGAGAAAUCACAACUCCUCUCGGACAAACAUCAAGAAGAGGCCGCUAGGAGAGUUCAGGAGAUAAAUGAGGAGUUCCAAGUAAGGAGAGCAAAGAUGGCCGAUAAGCUGAGCCUAGCGAUCCAAAAGAAGGAAAAUGAACUCCAUGAUAAAAUGGUGGCUCUAGAAAGUGAAAAUGCAGAUCUUCAACAGAAACUCAAGAAGGCAGAGAUGCAAACAUUUAUGAAAAGAGAAGAUAAUGAUGAACUACAAGGCUUCCAAAUCCAAGAACUUGCCAAAGUCAAGCAUAUGUUUGUUAACAGUCAAGAAGAGCUUCAUAAAUGCAAAGCAGAUCUAGACCACACCAGAGAGAAGCUUGAAGAGAAGACCAGGCAACUAUCCACCGCUGAGAUUGACCUGCAGAGUGCCCAGACCAGCCUAUCCAGCAUCACCAAAGAAAGAGAUGAUUUCUUAAAGGAGAAGACGGAGCAAUCCAAUCUGAUCCGUAAGCUGGGCAAGGAGAAGGCAGCCUUGGAGGAGGCUAUGAAUAAUAUCUCCAAAGAAAGUCAAGAGACAUCGGCCCAGGUUGUUGUGCUGCAAGAGAAAUUAGACCACCAGGAUGACGCCUACAACCUGCUCAAACACAACAGUGAAAUUCUUAGAAAUCAGUCCAAGAAGGGCAGCGCUGAUCAGGAGUCUGAGCUAGGUCAUCUGAGAGAGAAAGUAGUGACCCUAGAACAGAGAUUACUGGACAACGAUCUGUCCCAAGAUGACCAUGUCAAAGCCAUCCAGUCAGAGAGAGACAACCUUGAACAGAAGCUGGAAGAAACCAGAAAAGAACUAACUGCUGACAAAACAGAAUCAAGUGAAAAAAUUACCAGUCUUGAAAAGCAGAUUGAGCACCUCAACACAAAGAUCUCAGACGACACGGAGGAGCACAGGAGCAGCUUGAGCAGAGCGGAGUCAGCCCAGAGUCAACUCAGAAGUGAAAUCUCUGACUUGAAGAGCAUGUUAGAGGCUGCUCAGAAGGAAACAAGCUCACUUCAACGAGAAGCAAUGGUGAAAGAAGCCCAGCUUAAAGCACAGAAAGAAGUAAAUGAAUCUGAAUUAACGAUGGCCCAUCAGCAGCUGACUCAAGUCAAGAGACAAUUCAUGGAAUCCAAGAAACAACUCCAGGACAAGGUCGCAGCCUUGGAGGCUAAGGUCAUCGCCGUGGAAACAGCUCGAGAUUUUGACAAAAGUGCCUCAGAACACAAACAGGCCAGAUUAGAUUCUGUAAAUGAGGACUUUCUGGAGAAAGAGAUUGAGCAUGAAAAGCAGGUGUCAUGCCUAGAAGAAGAACUUGAUAGAUUAAAAAAAUCCAUUUCUUCGGCUGACUCUAAGAUGAAUCAACUACAGACUGAGUUAGAGGGCGCUAAUGCAAGGGCUACGGAGGCACAGACACAGAGUCAAGACACAGAGAGUUUAAUAUCAAGGCAAAAGGAACAACUGUCGAUACUUCAUGCAACCGUCAAAGAAAAAGAGCAACACAUCAAGAAACAUGAAUCAGAGCAUCAGUCUUUGCAGCAGACCAAUGAAAGUCUGAGUCAAAGACUCGAGGAGCUGGAGAGAUCCCACAAGGUUUCUCACGACGAGGCGCAGAAACUCAUCUUUGAGAAAACAGAAACCAUCAGUGUCUUACAACAAUCGCUCAGUGAGAACGGGGAAGAGCUGGCUCUUAUUACACAAAAGCUUCAAGAACUUGAGGCUAAACUGACGCAGGUGGAAGCCGAAGCUCAGGCUAGGAUAGAACAGACUGAGAUGAACGGUCAUAUGGAGCUGCAGAACCAAGAGAGAUUGAGGCAGACGGUGGAGAGUUUGGAGCAGCAGCUGAUCGAUAAGAACAAGACAAUUAAGAUGCAGCAACAGAGAUUGUCGGACCUCAAAAAAACGCUGCAGAGAGAACUGAAAGUGCAAACAAUCGCCGGCUACGAGUCCCCAGAGGAAGCCCUCCGUAACAACGACACCCAACUGGACAAGAACAAGCUCUCCAUUCCUGAUAACAACUUCCACGGCAGCAACAGCAGCCUCACGCAAUCUACAGUAUUCACUGACCAAGAUGGAAGCCUGGCAAGGUCCGACUUAAGAGAGAUCAACUUCCAGUACCUCAGGCACGUCGUCUUCACAUUCAUGAGCUCCACUGAUUAUGAGGCCAAGCAAUUGUUGAAAGCUGUUUCUACAGUCUUGGAGCUUACACCGAAGGAAGAAGGCAUGAUAAGAAAAACAUUAGAUUGGAAGACUUCAUGGUUUGGGCCGAAACCAGCCAUGAAGAAACUGGUCCAGGUCGGUUCACCAGGGUCAGGGAUGCGAUGAUGAUGACGAACCUAGACCAGGACCAGGGCCGCAACGUGGCCUCCAUCCACUUCUUGCCUUAGAAUAUUCACCAAGGUGCAGUUCAGUGUAGUCUAGAUGAUGUAGACCUGGUCCAGCUGACCGAUCAGGGACCUGUUUCACAAAGCCUUUUUUCAAUGACAAAUGAAGAAGAAAAAAAGUGACGAAUCUGUUGAUAACCAAUCAGAAACAAGGAUUUCAGUAGCUUAUAACAAAAACUGUCAUUUGUCACUGAUGACAAGUUUUGUGAAACGCCCCCCUGAUCUGAAGGAUGUUAUGAUGGAUGGAUCUCUGUAGAGAUCAACUCUCGCUCUUUAAAGGGCGUUUCAUCCUAUUAGUGCAAAAUGAAUGAACAAGCAACAAUACUAGCUCUCCAGUCGCACCAUCAAUUUGCAUUUGUUGCAGUUUGCCUUCAAGUAAGCAAGCUGAUAAGGAACAUAGUCGGGAGUGCGACUCAGCUUACAGCAGUAUGCAGUUCUGGGACCUGUUUCACAAAACCUUUUUCCAAUGACAAAUCUGCUGAUAAACAAUCAGAAGCAAGGAUUUCAGUAGCUUAUAACAAAAACCGUCAUUUGUCCCUGAUGACAAGUUUUGUGAAACGCCCCCCAGAUGUAGACUUGGUCCAUCUCGUACAGAGAUUGAUGAUAGGGACCCUGUUCUUGAGCGACAUCGUAGGUAGUGCAGUUGAACAGUUCUGCAAAUGUGCUUUCAAUAAGAUAUACUCCAGAGGUAACCUGUUGCCUAGCUUGUGCUUCACCAUUAGUUUGUUAACCUCAAUCAAGGAACUUGGG
Strongylocentrotus purpuratus (purple sea urchin) is the source of this 3804-nucleotide messenger RNA. It is a transcript of the gene golga1, whose product is annotated as golgin subfamily A member 1. NCBI's taxonomy places the organism in Eukaryota, Metazoa, Echinodermata, Echinoidea, Camarodonta, Strongylocentrotidae. The record is from RefSeq and is a predicted model, not a curated record. The transcript is spliced from 21 exons. Bases 338 to 2995 code for a protein of 885 amino acids. Gene Ontology annotation, cellular component: Golgi apparatus.